CUCAAUGCUACCUUAUUUAACAAGCCUCCCCAGAAAAGCUUGUACUGAAGAUCUCAGCAGCAGAUUCUGUAACAACUCGUUCCACUAGUAAACAUGAGUAUUCAACUGAAGCUUGCAGUGCUCCUACUGGCUUGUUUAGGCUGUGCAAUUGCACAAGAAACAACUACUGGUUUUCAGACAAGUGGUGGAGGUUGUAGAUGCGAGUACAUAGAGCAACCACCCAACGAACUCCAGUGUAACCCCUACCGAAACGCAGAGUUGAGACUUGAAUGCACCAUUCUCUUCCCCUCGUCUCAAACUAACAAAGAGGUGGUCUGGUUUCGUAGCCAACUGCAGACCCAAAACCCAGAAAUAACUGAAACUCACUCGAAUUUGGAUGUUUGGUCUAUGAACAGACUGGACCUCUCACAUCCGAAUAUUCAGAUACGAGAACAAAGACAGGCUUCAACUACAACUCAGAGCACUUGGGUUCGAUCACAGCUUGUUAUAACCGAUUUAAAUGAUAGCGAUGUAGGCAACUACUGGUGCAAGAUUAAGGAUGAAAAUGAAAAUGAAGGGUUUAUCCCCAGUGACUCUGUGUAUCUGCAACCAGCGAAUGCUUACAGCAACUUUGGCGAGUGUAGUGACCAGUCUGCACAGUCGAAAGAGGAGAGGAAAUGUGCCGACUGGGACACGACUGGCAGUACUGAUCCGAUCCCAACACAGUACACUAGAACUGAAUCAUCUCAGCCCAUGACAACUGAACACGUUUUAUCGACAAGUGCAACUAAUGAAACUCCUGAUACAGUUGGUGAGGGAUUCACUGAAGAAGAUGACCGUCGUCGAUCUCUUACAAAUGAGCUGUACAUAUCUAUCUCAAUUCUCGUAUUAUUUGGUGUGAUGGUGCUGGUGCUUGCACCUGCUACACUCUGCUUGUGUGUCAAGAGGAGGAGACAAGGAGCAACUGUCAGAAGCCUUAGGCCUGAUCUGGAGAGAGUUCGUCCCGCUAACCUACAGAGGCGGUCUGCAACCAUGCCAGUGGUUGCCUCUGACUACCUCGUCCCUCAACCUUUUCUCGUGGUUGCUCCAGAACAGCUGCAGACUAUUCGAGUAACUCAACAACCUGCAAAUCGGUACAGCUGUGAAACAUCACUAGGACACGAGUACGAAGAUGUGCAAUAUGCUGUCAGUAACAACAGCUCAAAACACGAUUACUCUAACUUAACCGAUUCUUCAGUUUUCAUGAAGAAAAAUGAGGCUUACAGCGUGUGUUCAAAAAUCGACAGUCAAAGAGGGAUAACAAGGCUGGAGGAACCUCAUUGUAAUGCUGUGAUUAUAUCCAAUCCACUGUAUGUAAGGACAACAUCACAAGAAGAGAGGAUGAGUGAUGACUCUGAUGAGUACGUGGAUCCUACUGACUGCUCAUAUCUUUGAUGAGUGAACCGAACACUUAUUGUUUAUUUGGACAUUCAGCAGUCAUGUUUACUUUGCACUCCCAUUACCUACACUUUACUUAAUAUGGUUUCUGUUUAGGUACUAGUCCCACGUACGUUCGCAUGUGCUUGCACAUGCUGGUCGUGUCUAAUAUAAUUAUAAUUAUUAUACAUGUAAGUAUUAUUUAUUUAUUAAUCUUAGAAUUAGAGUAAUACUUAACCUAAUUUGUGAUAUGAUCCUUUCAAGUCUUUAAUUAUAAUUUGUACAUAAUCA
Halichondria panicea is the source of this 1686-nucleotide messenger RNA. RefSeq lists its product as uncharacterized. The transcript has 3 exons. Bases 94 to 1413 code for a protein of 439 amino acids. The record is from RefSeq and is a predicted model, not a curated record. Lineage: Eukaryota; Metazoa; Porifera; Demospongiae; Suberitida; Halichondriidae.